Ectocarpus sp. CCAP 1310/34 is the source of this 3660-nucleotide messenger RNA. The record is from the annotation of a GenBank genome assembly. Lineage: Eukaryota; Phaeophyceae; Ectocarpales; Ectocarpaceae.
AUGGAACAGCUACAAGUGCUCGGGUUCCAGCAUCUUGACUAUGUGGCGGCAGCCGUGCAGAGCGUCGGGGAGCCUUCCACGGGGCUGGUGUUCCUCGACCGCUACUCUAUCAUCGCCCUGGGAGACCUGACGAGGGUGUGCCUGUGGCAUCUUGACAUGGAGACGUUCAAGUUAACCUGCUUCGUGAAGCUGAGCGUGCCAGCGGGAACCAUGGGGCUGUCGCUGGAUGUCUUGAAUUCCAUCGGGGUGCUUCGAAUGGAAAAGUCCACCGCCACCGAUUCUCGAUCAGCAGAGAGCCAACAUUACGAUGGAGGCAGUGCUGCCUCGCGGGAAGCGGAAGAGGCAGCGUACCUAAACGCCGCAGGAGUUGGUUCGCUGGGAGACCUGAGCUCGCUUCCAAUAAACCCGUUGUCGUUGAUGACCCUGGUCUUCUUAGUUGUCGGCGAGACGGGUGGCGACAGAGAUCGAGGCAACUCCGCAGACAGUGACCAAGUCCGCAAAAAACGUGGCGAUGUCACCAAGAAGGAUCGGAUCCCUGACAAUGAGCCGUCCGUUUCAAGUGCUCCCAGUGCUACGUCUACUGGAAGUGCAAAACCGGAGGGGAAUGACGAGGGCGAGGUUUGGAUUGCUCUGGGUACGGAGCGGGGUAGACUAGCGUGCUGGGCGCUGGAGGAUAUACUGGAGUCUGACGCCACGUUGAUGCCCGGCCAGAAGCUGCGGCCCGUACCGGACUCCCUCUGUCCGGCGCUGAGAUCUUCGUUCAACCCCUACUCACUCAACGUCGAGCCCAGAAAGAGCUCUCAAGCACCGCCGGCCUUCGCCGCGGCCGCCACCGGUGUUAACGUCGGCCGCUUGAUGGGAAGCGUUUCAGCCAGCGUUAACGCAAGCGGAAGCGGUGUCGCCGAGAGCGAUCGCGGGGGCAAUGGCAGCGUUGCCGCUUCUGGGGCGACGGGUACAAGCGGGCUCAUCGGGGACGCCUGCUUUGGGGACGACGACGAGGACUGCUCGUCGCGUGUUCCGGAGGCGUCGGCGCGGAAGGCCGUGUGGCAAGGUCACUCGGGCGCGGUCUCUAGGAUCGGUUCGUGCAGCAAACCUCCGUGUUUUUUCACUCUUGGAGAGGAUGGCUACCAGCGGACAUGGUCGGUCAAGGGCAAGCACACAGUAUUGUUUUUACUACAAACGCAACCUCGUGCCAGGCUUUUUCGAAACAUCGGAUGGAGCUUCCUGGUGGACACCGUCCGCGUGCGGCCGCUCCACGAGGAGAUGACAGCCGCACUACUGGACGAGGUGGAGAGAUUGCGUGCCCAGAAGACCUCGAGGCGUUCAACGUCGUCCCGCGGAGGAUUGAGCUUCUACAAGACCGUGCUCGACGCCACGUCCGCCGCCCCCACUGCUGCCCAUCCCUCUCCGUCCGCCAUCUCAACCCCACAAAGCGUCACCUUCGGUGAACGGAUGGCGUCAUCUGGUCCUCCUGUCGCAGGGCUGGCUGCGAGCACGCCCGCCUCAGUCGGAUCCCACCCGUCGGGUGCUGCCGCCACGUCUCCCUCGCGCCCAGGUGAUUGCCAGGAGAACGAUCGUGACGCUCUUGCGGCGGGCCGCAGCAAGCACGGUGCUGCUGGCGAAGCCGUACCUGAACCCAACCCCCUGACGGUGACGGCGCACCGGCGGACGGAGGCGGCGGUCGCGGCGAAGCGGCAGGAGGAAGCCGAGCGACGGCAGGCAGCUCUGGCGACCAUCGAGAAGCACCGGAGUUGCCACCGCGCGGCCUCAGCGCGUUCGCCUGCGGCCGCGCAAACGUCCACGGCUGCCUCAUCGGGAGUGAACCAAGAGGGGAAGGACCGUCUUGCCCGUGGUUCGAACUCGGUGGCAACGACGUUGACGGGCCGUCCGGUAUCGAGUAUCGAUCACCUGGGGGCCGCGCGUGCGGCGGACCGGAAGGGGAAUCUGUCUCCGACAACAAUGACGAGAGCGUUCAGUGAGCAAUCGGUGAGGUCAGGAGCGACGCUCGGAUACUACGGGAGAGAAGAGGUGAAAGUCUUGUCAGCAAUUUCCAAGAACCCCAGCAGGAUCGCCGUGUACAACCGCAUCACCGAAGAAAAACAGGGCAACGGCGAAAACAGCCCGGAGAUCGCCGUGGCACCGGUGCCUUCUCCCCGCCGUCGCCGUCCUCGGACCAUGCCGUCAACGGUGCGACUCUCUCGUUCAACGGCAGCACUCUCACUCGGCGGAGAGGAUUCAUCACUCACCCAAUCGACUUGGUCUUCCUCCAACGGCAAACGACAACGCUCCUCCACCGUCCUUUCGCCUCCGCCGUCGACCGCUGCUGACAAUUUACGUGCGGAAUCCGGGGAAGGCGUUCGGCCGGCAACAGGUCUUGCUCACGCGGGUGGUGGCGAAGACACGCCGUUGGGAGCGAUGAUUGGCCCAGGCGUGGGUCUUGGGCUGAACGUGGGCGUGGUAUCGGAGCAGCCUCCGCCGUCUCGAACGGCCAAGAUGUACCGCAACGCGGCACGCGAGUACGGGAGGGGCGCCAGUGCCGGACAGGCAAUGUGGAUGUUCGCGGUGUCGGAGGGACACCCACCACGGCCGGCACGUCGGAGGAGGAACGAGAUCCGCCGCAGGUUCAGACUUGUCGUCAAGUUCUACGUCCACAUUGCAGGACCUCCCUCAAAUUGGGACCACUUCGGCUUCAGAAAAAGUGAGGAUCGCGAAGUGAACAGGAGCACCGGUAGGAAUACGCCUAUCAAGAAGAACGCUGGUGUGGUUUCUUGGGGAGCAAGGGACGACGCGGGUACUGGUCCGGAGGGAUCUGACUUAGACGACUCCGACGACGAAGUCCAAGCGAUACAUGAACUGGAAGGCGGAGGGGUUGGAAGCGGGAGUAGCACCGCGCGCCAUGGUCGUGGGGGCGUGGAGGGAGUCGCGAGCGCUGCUAACGACUGGUUUGCGGCUACGCGGCACGGUCGAGACGACGCGGUCCCAGGCGGAACACGGGUUGCAUUGAGCAGGGGGCCCGGCUGGGAGGACACCUAUGCGUUCAAGCGAAGCACGGCGAGGCGGGCGAUUAAGUCAAGCAGAAUUGUGUCCGGAAAGAAGAACAUGCCAUUGCUGUCUUCUGCGGCCACGCUCCCUGGAAAAUGGAACUGGGACUGGUGUAGCCGUCCGCUUUCGGCGCUGCCCGUCGAUCGCAUUGAGUACCUCCUGAGCAAAUUCGACGACGAGAUGUCGGCACCGUUUGGCGAAGCAAGGCGACCGACGUCCGCUGCCACACUUUCAGUCGGAGACGCUUCAGCAGCACCAGCAGAAACGGCUUCGAGCAGAGUCGAAGCAGAAGCAGAUGCGGAGAUCACGAAGACAUCGACAAAGGAGGCAGGAAAAACAGAGGCAGAAGGAUCGAUGUCGCCGCCUUCACCGACGGCACUCGCUGACAAUAAGGGCAAAGCGGCGAGUACUGCUGCUGGUGUUGUUGACAACAGCGCUGCUACGGCACACAAAGCGCGGCGGGGACGGAGUGAGAGGGCCAACGAGCACGGACGUGACGAGAAGGACUGUGACAGGGAGCAGCUCAACACGGAGCCGACGCGUGACGGAAUCAUUCGAAACGUGAGAAGUGUUGGGUUGGAAGCAGGGUCUAACGUUGACAGCAAAACCAAAAUUUGA